Messenger RNA from Eucalyptus grandis, 813 nucleotides. RefSeq names its product disease resistance protein RML1B-like. Gene Ontology annotation, biological process: signal transduction; defense response. The record is from RefSeq and is a predicted model, not a curated record. Gene Ontology annotation, molecular function: ADP binding. The transcript has 3 exons. Bases 1 to 813 code for a protein of 270 amino acids. Lineage: Eukaryota; Viridiplantae; Streptophyta; Magnoliopsida; Myrtales; Myrtaceae.
AUGGUGGUAUGCAAAGAAGCAGAGGCUCAACUGAUCGUGCCCAUUUUCUAUGAUAUCGACCCCGCUGAUUUAAAAUACCAACGUGGAUGUGUUGAGGAAUCCUUCAGUAAGCACGAGCGCCGUAGAAUUGACCGCAAGGAAAUUUAUAAAUGGAAGCAGGCUCUCGGAAAGAUUACUGAGAUGAUGGGAUAUGAUCUGCGGAAGACAAACGAGGGUCAUGGUGCAAUCAUAGAGACAGUUGUUUCAUAUAUUCUAGAGCGGCUGAAGAAGAAUGAUUUAGAUGUGAUUGACGGUUUGGUGGGCAUGGAACCCCACGUACGGGAGGUUAUGAAAAAGCUUGGUGUCAUCUAUGUCAAUGAGCAGGCAACCGGAGUACAUGACAAAGAUGUACGCAUACUUGGAAUAUGGGGCAUGCCAGGGAUUGGCAAGACUACCCUUGCAAAGGUUGUGUACAACAAAAUUCAUCGUCUCUUUGAACGCUGUAGUUUUCUUUCCAAUAUUCGAGAAAAUGGUGCAUCCGAUGGACUCAUCAUGGGCCUACAAGAACAGUUAAUCUCAGACCUCCGAAGGAAAGAACGUAGAAGGCUAGGAACUCUUGAUCAAAUGACUAAUGUCAUAGAAAGUUCAUUUAGCAAAAUGAAAGUUCUCAUUCUUCUUGAUGAUGUGCAUGCUUUUGAACAAAUCAAGCAUUUAGUUAGGAAACUCAGUUGGUUUGGCCCGGGAAGCAAGAUUCUCAUGACAGUUGGAAAAAUCGAUGUUCUUGAUGGUUAUGGAGAUGGAGUGGCUGAUAAGUAUGAGUGGGUGUACUUGUGA